This is a messenger RNA of Raphanus sativus (radish), 1784 nucleotides long. RefSeq lists its product as uncharacterized. NCBI's taxonomy places the organism in Eukaryota, Viridiplantae, Streptophyta, Magnoliopsida, Brassicales, Brassicaceae. The transcript has 9 exons. Bases 459 to 1547 code for a protein of 362 amino acids. The record is from RefSeq and is a predicted model, not a curated record.
UCUCUUUUCCCUUUCUCCUCCUCUCGCGGUUCUCUUCUUCUUGUUCUACUGCUUGUUUCCUUGCUUCCUUCUUCUCCUCGAGGCUUGAGUUCCGCUUAUCUGUAAUGGAGUAGCCUCUCGCUAUCUCUUUCGCUUUGAUGUUCUUUUUAUCUUCUUCUUCUUCCUCUCCAGAAAUUACGCCCAGAUCUUUGCUUUGCUUGAACGAACUUCUCCGUUUCCCUCUUUAAAAAUUCUGGUUUCAGAUUUCAUUAUAUAUCCUCUGAAUCUUCGAGAUAACUUCUUCCUAAACUCGUCGAUAAAACCUCGUCUGUCGGAAGUGUACCAUUUUUUCUUUUGGAUUUGAGUUCGGUCUGAAUAAUAUUAAGGCUUUGUAUUUGGUCAAAAAAUACAUCAGUCCAGAUGGAACAUUGCUAAGGAGAAUACUUGUUAGUUACUGAAUAGUUUAUAUUCCAGCUCUAAUGAAGAACGGACAGAGCACACAGGAGAUGCAGUCUUCUACACAAGUUUCACAUGAGAAUAACAACCAGUCAUUAGAAGCUCCUAUACAAGACUCUGGGUCUGUCUCUGCCUCAAGUAAUGACGGUAGGAAAGUUUCAAGGCAAGAUAUUGAACUUGUCCAAAAUUUGAUAGAGAGAUGUCUUCAGCUUUACAUGAACAGAGAUGAGGUGGUGAAGACCCUCUUGACCCGUGCAAGAAUUGACCCCGGAUUCACAACUCUAGUAUGGCAGAAACUGGAAGAAGAGAACGCAGAUUUUUUCAGAGCAUAUUACAUCAGACUGAAACUGAAGAAGCAGAUAAUUGUGUUCAAUCAUUUGCUUGAGCACCAGUAUCACCUCAUGAAGUAUCCUGUACAUCCUAAAGUUCCGUUGGUCCCAAUGCAGAAUGGGAUUCAUCCCAUGGCUCCUGUUAACAACAUGCCAAUGGGAUACCCAGUACUACAGCAUCCUCAAAUGCAUGUUCCAGGCCAUCCUCAUAUUGAUGCAAUGGGAAUGUCAAGCUGCCACGUGGUUAAUGGAGUCCCUGCACCUGGGAACUUCCAACCAAUGAGGAUGAACUCAGGGAAUGAUAUGGUGAUAGAUACAACUGCGGCUGAUCCAACACCAAUGAUUCCACCAAACAAUGGUAUGUCAUCAGUGUCGGAGAUGCCGGUGAGUCCAGCUUCCGUGGCGUCUAGUGGGCACUUCCCUUUUGCUGCUUCAGACAUGUCAGGGAUGGGGAUGGACACGUCAGCUCUUGAUUCUGCUUUCACAUCUGAUGUGGGGACUUCGGUUGGGUUACAGCUUGGACCAGACGGAGGAGCUGGAAACUCCAGAGACAAUAUGAGGCCAUUUGAUCAGAUUCCUUGGAACUUUAGCCUCUCUGAUCUCACUGCUGAUUUGUCAAAUCUUGGAGAUCUAGGAGCCUUAGGAAACUAUCCUGGUUCCCCAUUUCUUCCAUCUGAUUCAGAGAUUUUACUUGAUUCUCCGGAACAAGAUGACAUUGAGGAGUUCUUUGUGGAUUCGAUCCCAGGGCCUUCAUGUCCACAGUCAGAUGAAGACAAACCUUAAAUUUCCGUAGUCUCAAGUCUCAAUCAAGCCAUGAUAUCUCUGAUCAACAGGAAGCAAGCAAAGGUGUUACUGGUUCAUGAUCUCUGUUUAAGGCUAAUAAAUUAGACUAAAAGAUUCAUUGGUUAGUAGUGGUCAGCUUUGAAGUUGUAUUUGCACCUUUUCUUUUAUUUAUUUUGAGAAUGUGUAAGCAUUGUAGAGACCAUUAUCGUUGUAUAAUAUAUGUCUCAGUAAUCUAUC